UCAUUUACAGCGAACUAUUUUGUUUUACGUUUUGGGCGUUUCUUCCUCUGUCGGCUGUUCUUGUUGACCCAUAAUUUUGUCUACCAAUUCUCUGUCCAAUUUUAGGUACAUUCAUUUCACAUUUUGUCUUCACAAACCCACUUUCCCACAACCUUCUGUAGCUUUGUUUGCGAUCGGAUGUCCAAUUUGUUCCCCCUUUUUGCAUUCAUGUGCAGUAGUUUCGCAUAUUUGUAAGUAGUUUUCGAUCAAGAUCACUGUAUUGUUGCUGUUUUUCUUUCAGUCAAUCCAACAAACACCUGGCGUGCACUUUUUUGGUUCUUGUUUUCUUGUAAUUAGUCUUCUGGGUCGUCCUAUUAUUUGGGUUUUCAUUGUUUACUUGAGAUUUGGAUCAAAUUGUUGUGGGAUUUUAGUGUUUGUUAUUGGGUAUUAUCUGUUUUUAUAAAUUUAUUGUCUUGAAGUUCUUUCAGACAUUUCAUCAAAUACCUGUCAGGCACUUAUUCGGUCUCUUAAAGUAGAUUAUUUGAUCGUUUUAUCAUCUGGGCUUUCGUUCUUUACUCGAGAUUUCGCUCAAACAGUUGUGAGAUUUUACUAUUUUAGUGUUUAUUAUUGGGUAUCUAUCAUCAGGGAUGAAAGGGAAAUUUGGGUCAUCUGGGACUUAUUUCCUGUUAAAUACAGGAGCCAAGAUUCCUGCCAUAGGGCUAGGAACCUGGCAAAGUGGUGGUGAUUUCUGUGCUGAAGCGGUUAAAACCGCUUUAUCCGUCGGAUACCAUCAUAUCGAUUGUGCACACUUGUACGGAAACGAGGCUGAGGUUGGCGAAGCUUUAUCCGAGUUUUUUAAGGGUUCAAUCAAAAGAGAGGAUCUCUUUCUAACCUCUAAAAUCUAUUGUACCAUGAACUCGAUUAACAAGAUCGAAAAUUCGGUUAGAGUUUCUCUUAAGAAUCUUGGGAUGUCGUAUUUGGAUCUUUAUUUAAUGCACUGGCCCGAAAGUUCGGCUUUUGGUGAUGCCACUGAUCCGCCUGCAAAUUCGGGUUCUGAGUAUAGACAGUUUUUGAGUAAGUUGAAAACAGCAUGGAAAGCGAUGGAACGGUUGGUUGAGUUAGGCCUUGUUCGCGCUAUUGGAGUUAGUAAUUUUAAUAUACAACAGAUGAAAGAACUUCUCAAGUUUGCUAAAAUUGUACCUGCGGUUAAUCAGGUAGAAUUACAUCCGUUUUGGAGGCAAGAUGAACUUGUAAAAUUCUGUCAGUCAAAAUUCAUACAUGUAUCGGCUCACACACCAUUGGGAGUACCGACUUCAGCCCCUAAACCAUCUGAAAGCGGAUCAAGUGAAGAAGAUGAGCCCGGAACACCUCGCAUAUCUUUUAGUCGGUCCAGAUCGGUUCACGGGCCAAUGCUCAAACUUUCGGUUGUUGCAGAGAUAGCAGACCGACAUAAAAAGACCCCCGAACAGGUUAUUUUGCGAUGGGGUCUACAAAGAGGAACAAGCGUGCUUCCAUGCAGUGUGAAACCCGAGAGGAUAAGGACAAACAUAGACAUAUUCAACUGGAGUUUAUCGGACGACGAGUAUCAGCGGUUAAACCAGAUAGAGCCACAGGUGUGUCUAUUUGGAAAUGGUUCAUUGGACACCAUCUCAGAGGACGAUGGUUCGGUCUUUGGAAGUGGUCCAUUGCAAGCGGUUCAUGAAUCUGACGAUGAUGUCGAGUUCAACUCAUGAUUGAUGCUAUUUGCGGGUUGUUUAUUUGCAUUUAAACAUGUUGAUUUUGUUGUAUGUUAUUGUAAUAUUAUGUUGUGUUUGGGUGAUGAACAAGAUGUAGGUCUUAAUGUUGAUUUGGUUGAUUGAGUCUUCUUUGGAUCAAAAGUGUUUUGUGAAGAUUCUUGUCAUGUACAAAAAUGCUAUGGAACAUUGUUAAUGGUUAUGAUUGUAUUAUCCCAUAUAUAAA
Messenger RNA from Helianthus annuus (common sunflower), 1938 nucleotides. Its product is annotated as aldo-keto reductase family 4 member C10. Gene Ontology annotation, molecular function: aldose reductase (NADPH) activity. The record is from RefSeq and is a predicted model, not a curated record. Gene Ontology annotation, cellular component: cytosol. Lineage: Eukaryota; Viridiplantae; Streptophyta; Magnoliopsida; Asterales; Asteraceae. The transcript is spliced from 3 exons. The coding region runs from base 627 to 1712 and encodes 361 amino acids.